AUGGCGUCUGCAGUUCCGCCAGUAACAAGCCCUAGCUUUGUUGAUGACAAGAGUCCCCUUUGCAUCCCCUUCAUCACUGGUUUACUCGAGCAACGAACGCAGAAGGAUGACAUUCGCCCGUUUCUGAUCGGUCUCAACGGUGUUCAAGGUGUUGGCAAAACCACACUCGUCAAAUCUUUGGCCGAUUCUUUAAGGAACCUUGGUCAUAACACACUUGUCUUCAGCAUUGAUGAUCUAUAUCUUAAGCAUGAAGAUCAGGUUGCUCUUGCCCGAUCUCAUCCAGAUAAUCUCCUUAUGCAGCAGCGGGGCGAGCCCGGCACCCAUGAUAUGCAGCUUGCGCGGGACUUUUUUGACAACAUCACGAAAGGAAAACCAACAAAGGUGCCUUCCUACGAUAAGGCGGCUUUUUCUGGCCAAGGAGACCGAGUGCCCCAGAGUCAAUGGGCACAGGUCAAUGCUCCUGGACAACCCAAGGUCCAAGUGGUUAUCUUCGAGGGCUGGUGUGUGGGUUUUCGUGCUCUGCCGGAAUCUGAGGUCGAGUUUAAGUGGAGAGCGCAUAGCAAGACACUUCAAAACCAUAAACUGGAACAUUUGCUCUUGGUGAAUGAGAGGCUGAAAGAGUACGAUGCCAUGACCGACCUGUUGGACGUGUUCAUCCACAUCGAUGCAGAUAACACUCAAUACGUUUAUGAUUGGCGCUUGCAACAGGAGGCUGCUCUGCGCCAGGAACGGGGAACGGGGAUGACAGACGAACAAGUCGUUAGGUUUGUCGACGGUUACUAUCCCGCCUAUGAGUUGUUUUCCGAUAAUGUGAGGAGAGGUAUCCUCCCAAACGUUCCGGGCCAUCAAAUGAGGCUAGUGGUUGGUAAAGAUCGAAGGGUAAAGGAAAAUCUCGUGAUAUAA
Colletotrichum truncatum is the source of this 903-nucleotide messenger RNA. RefSeq names its product d-glycerate 3-kinase. The record is from RefSeq and is a predicted model, not a curated record. Gene Ontology annotation, cellular component: cytoplasm. Lineage: Eukaryota; Fungi; Ascomycota; Sordariomycetes; Glomerellales; Glomerellaceae.